Molecule: messenger RNA, 738 nt
Organism: Vigna umbellata (rice bean)
Lineage: Eukaryota; Viridiplantae; Streptophyta; Magnoliopsida; Fabales; Fabaceae
Source: RefSeq, a predicted model, not a curated record
AUGACGGGAGGGCGUAGGAGAAGUGUGAAUUCAUGGAGCAGUUCUGAAUCGGUGACAGAGACAGUGUUAGGGUCUCACAUGUUUGAAAUAAAAGGGUACUCUUUGACAAAGGGAAUGGGCAUUGGAAAAUGCAUUGGGAGCAAGAAGUUCAGCGUUGGAGGGUACGAGUGGGGCGUACAGUUCUACCCAGAUGGCAAAUACUCCAAAGAUAACUCCUCUUACGUUUCUUUCUUCAUCACACUCUAUUCCAACGCCACUGAUGUUCCCACCUUUUAUCAUAUCAACAUGCUCGAUCAGACACCAAAACGAAAACGCCAUGCUGGUACCCACUACGAUCACUCCUUCGAAUGUGGACCCUGUGUUUUCAAAACCCGUGGCAGCAUGUGGGGUUAUAACCGGUUCUGCAAUCGGAAAGAUCUUGAGGCUUCAGGUUUUCUCAAGGAUGACUGCUUGAAGAUUGAGUGCACUAUUAGUGUUGUGGUGACAUCGUGCAGUGAUUCUUCCAAGUUAAACAAAAUACUAGUUCCUGAGUCUGAUAUGAGGGAACAGUUCGGGAUGCUGUUAGAUUCUGGUGCAUUUUCUGAUAUUACUUUCUCAGUUAGAGGACAAAAGUUUCGUGCUCAUAAGCUUGUAUUGGCUACUCGCUCAAAACUGUUUCUAACUGAGUUUGUUAAUGGGAGGGAGAAGGAUGAAGAUGGUCACAUACUUGUUAAUGACAUUGAACCUAGGGUUUUCAAG